AUGCUCCCGCGGCCCAGCCAUCCCCUCGUGCACCCGGACCCGGAGGCUGCUGCUGCUGCGGCGUCGGCGGAGCAGGGGCAGGCUCCAGCUGCAGGAGCUCAGGGCCCGGCUCCAGCUGCAGCGGUGGCUCAGGGGCAGCCGGCUGCGGCGGCGGCGCAGGGGCAGGGGCAGGGGCAGGGCCCGGCUCCGGCUGCGGCGGCGCAGGGGGGAAACGCGAACGGGGACGCGCCGCCGCCCGGGGUGCUGAUGGUGGACCUGCUGGGGGCGCCGGGGACGCGCUGGGGGCUCGGCACCCGCCUCGCGCAGGCCGUCUUCGCGGCCGCCGCCGUCGCCUCCAUGGCCUCCACCGACGACUUCCGCGUCGUCACCGCCUUCAGCCUCCUCAUCGCAGCAGCAAGCCUGCAAUGCCUGUGGAGCCUUGCUCUGGGCGCUGUGGACAUCUACGCACUUCUUGUCAAGCGUGCCUUCCGGUCUCCUCGAGCUACCACCAUGUACUCCAUCGGGGACUGGGUAAGUCCAGGUGCGCUGACGUUCGCUGCAGCAAGUGGAUCGGCAGGCAUCACCAUUCUCCUCAACGACGACCUGAUGAUGUGCUCGGAGAACCACUGCCCAAGCUUCAUGGCCGCCACCGCCAUGGCUUUCUUUAGCUGGUUUGCGAUCGCGCCGUCCUGCCUCUUUAACCUCAUGAUGGCGGUCUACAGAGUGCAGAGAGCUUAGUAGUUCGCGGGGCAAGCACUGGGCUGUUUGACCAACUAGGUGGCACAUCUGAUACAGUUAUACAAUGGCACCGCAUUAUCGACAUUUCUGUAGUAACUAGGGAGUACAUAACUCUGAUGUUCAGAAGGGUGGCUGUGAAGCUCUGCGUUCUGUUUUCAGCAGCGUGUGGAUGCAUGCCUUCUUAUUAUGUGAGGCUUGGCUGGAGGUUGUGAUCUGGAGAUGAACUAACUGAUGUGCUACUUUGUGUAGAGC
Molecule: messenger RNA, 969 nt
Organism: Triticum dicoccoides
Lineage: Eukaryota; Viridiplantae; Streptophyta; Magnoliopsida; Poales; Poaceae
Product: CASP-like protein 5A3
Exons: 4
Coding region: 1-717 (238 amino acids)
Cellular component (GO): membrane
Source: RefSeq, a predicted model, not a curated record